This is a messenger RNA of Aureococcus anophagefferens, 852 nucleotides long. RefSeq lists its product as hypothetical. The coding region runs from base 1 to 852 and encodes 283 amino acids. The record is from RefSeq and is a predicted model, not a curated record. NCBI's taxonomy places the organism in Eukaryota, Pelagophyceae, Pelagomonadales, Pelagomonadaceae. The transcript is spliced from 3 exons.
AUGGAGUCGGGCGUCGCGGACGCCGCCGCCUGCGCCGCCAGGUGCGACGCCGUGGCCCGCUGCGACGCGUUCACGCUCGCGGGCGGCACGUGCUACCUGAAAUUCUGCGCCGCGAGCCCCGUCGCGCCGGGCGCGACGCCGCCGCGGCGGUCGCCGGGCGCGACGUCCGGCGCGCGGCGCAACGCGACGGCCUGCGCGCGCGCGCGCGGCGUCGCGCCGGGGGGCCUCGCGUCGGGGCCCGGCGCGGACGCGUGGCGCCGGGCGCACGGCCGCGACACCUACGAGACCCACGCGCGCCGCUGGGACCACGGCGCCACCUACGGGCCCAUCGUGACGAUCCGCGGCGAGCGCCACAGCGGCACGAACUGGCUCCGCGCUGUGCCGGAAACAACCAGUGGAACGCCCCGUCCAGCAAAAACUUUAAACCUCUCGAGCUUCGACAGUGAAAAAAGUACGGCGAAACCGCUCCGCGUCAUGGUCGACAAGAACUGCGACGUGCCGCACCACCUCAGCGAGAGGCUCGACAGCGACGGCGCGUACGGCUGGAAGCACGACUUCGUGCCCGACGGCUUCGACGGCCGGAGCCGGGACGCGCUCGUCGUCGUCUUCCGCUCCGCGGCGACGUGGGCGCCCAAAAUGAAGGCGAUCGCCUACAACCAGGACCUCGACGGCCGCGCGAAGCGCCUGACCCUGGCCCAGUACGUCGCCGCGGCCUUCGCCGAGCGCGGGCGCACCUACGCGGGCGUGCUGGCCAUGCGCGACGCCAAGUACAAGCAGUACCGCGACGUGCUCCGGCGGUGCCCGAACGCGAUCGGCUGUGUGGAAUUCAACCGCUGGUUUGGGUGGUCCUGA